This is a messenger RNA of Dromaius novaehollandiae (emu), 2247 nucleotides long. RefSeq names its product occludin (gene OCLN). Gene Ontology annotation, molecular function: cis-regulatory region sequence-specific DNA binding. Gene Ontology annotation, biological process: positive regulation of transcription elongation by RNA polymerase II; bicellular tight junction assembly; snRNA transcription by RNA polymerase II. Gene Ontology annotation, cellular component: transcription elongation factor complex; bicellular tight junction; membrane. The record is from RefSeq and is a predicted model, not a curated record. The coding region runs from base 193 to 1692 and encodes 499 amino acids. The transcript is spliced from 8 exons. NCBI's taxonomy places the organism in Eukaryota, Metazoa, Chordata, Aves, Casuariiformes, Dromaiidae.
GCCGCUCUCCAAAGGUGCCAGCGAGGAAAUACGUCACCCCCCUUCCGUCUCCCUCCGUUUGCCGCUUUUCCCCGCGGUGUUGAUGAUAUCCCUUGCAUUGUUGUUAUUCCAGAUAGAUCUGCUCCUGCCGAUAAGCCCUCGGCGUUAACCCUAGCCGGGGGCUCUCCGCGGCCGCCGGACCCUCCCGGCACCAUGUUCAGCAAGAAGCCCUACGACAGCCCCCCCACGGGCUACGGCCCCCCCGGCGGCGACUACGGCUACAGCGUCCGCUCGCCCCCGCCGGGCUCCUACUACGUCGAGGACGUGCCGCAGCACUUCUACAAGUGGACCUCGCCGCCCGGCGUGGUGCGGAUCCUGGAGGCCACCAUCAUCCUCCUCUGCAUCGCCAUCUUCGCCUGCGUGGCCUCCACCCUGGCCUGGGAGUACGGCUACGGCUACAGCAACGGCCUGAGCGGCUACUACGGCAGCGGGCUGAGCUACGGCUAUGGCUACGGCUACGGCUACGGGAGCUACUACAGCGGCGUGACCAACCCGCGGGCGGCCAACGGCUUCAUGAUCGCCAUGUCCGUGCUCUGCUUCCUGACCCAGCUGGGGCUCUUCGUGGCCAGCGUGAGCAAGACCAGCAGCUCGCGCUCCCGCCGCUUCUACCUGACGGUGAUCGUGGUCUGCGCCGUGCUGGCCUUCGUCAUGCUCAUCGCCUCCAUCGUCUACGUCAUGGGCGUCAACCCCCAGGCGCAGAUGACCGGCAGCUACUACUACAGCCCCUUGCUGGCCAUGUGCAGCCAGAUGUACAGCAGCGGCACGUACCUGAACCAGUACAUCUACCACUACUGCACCGUGGACCCCCAGGAGGCCGUGGCGAUCGUCUGCGGCUUCCUCAUCGUCAUCCUGCUCUGCCUCAUCUGCUUCUUCGCUCACAAGACGCGGAGCAAGAUCUGGAAGUACGGGAAGCCGAACAUCUACUGGGACAAGGUGCCGGUGGUGCAGGAGGGCCCCAACGUGGAGGAGUGGGUGAAGAACGUGGCCAGCGUGCAGGACGAGACGGCCACGCUGGCCUACUCGGAGAAGCCGACGAGCCCCAUCCAGGCGCUCCCCUACAGCGCCCCGUCCUACGGCUACGCGCCGCAGAACGGGUACUGCCCCCCCGAGAGCCGCGCCGGCCCCAGCUCCCCGGACCCCGAGGCCGGCGACCAGCCCGACCGGGCGCUCAGCGCCAGCCUCGCCGAGGAGAAGGGCAGGGAGCAGCCCAGCAAGCCAUCGGCUCGCCGCGGCCGGCGCCGGCGGCGCAACCCCGAGCUGGACGAGUCGCAGUACGAGACGGACUACACCACGGCCGUGGAGUCGGGCGACGAGCGCGAGCGGGACCGCUGGGCCAGCCUCUACCCGCCCAUCGCCUCGGACGGCACCCGCCAGAAGUACAAGCAGGAGUUCGACACCGACCUCAAGCGCUACAAGCGGCUCUGCGCGGAGAUGGACAGCGUCAACGACCGCCUCAACCAGCUCAGCAAGCAGCUGGACGGCAUCGCCGAGGACAGCCCCCAGUACCAGGACGUCGCGGAGGAGUACAACCGGCUGAAGGACUCGAAGCGGAGCCCCGAUUACCAGUCGAAGAAGUCGGAGAGCAAAGCGCUGCGCAACAAGCUCUUCCACAUCAAGCGCAUGGUGAGCGACUACGACAAGAUGCGAGGGUAGAGCCGGCAGCGCGGAGGGGCCGUCCGCAGGGCCCCCUCGCCCCGGCCCCGAGAGACUCGUGUGCGCUUUGCACCUUCUUUUUAUAAAAAAAAGAAAAAAAAAGAAACCCCCAGGCAGCGUGACCCUGAGAUCUUGGUGCCAACCCCACCCCGGCCGGGGCUCCGCGGUGCUGCCCCCGGCCCCGCGCCGUCCUGCUCCCCGCCGCUCACUGUGAAUAUCCACCGCGUGCCUUAGCUCUCUGCAAGCCGGGCCCGGGGCUCGUCCUCCCCCGGGCCAUGAGCACAGGAACGUGUUUGCGUAGGGCCCCGGGGCGCUGCGUGGUGCGGCGCUCUGCCCGGGCAUCCGUGCGCCCCGCAUCCCGGCUGCAAGGCGCAGAUGCGGCCGGGCCCGCGGGAGGGAUGCGGUGCCGUGCCGUGCCGUGCCGUGAGCCGCGGUGCUGUGCGGUGCAUUGAGCCGUGGCCAAGCAGCCCUCGGAGGGGCCGAGAGCCGGCCAGGCGUUGCGGAGCCGUGUAAUGGUUCUUUUUGUAAGAAAUAAACUGUAUCUAUUGAUUUUAA